Molecule: messenger RNA, 1657 nt
Organism: Oryza sativa Japonica Group (Japanese rice)
Lineage: Eukaryota; Viridiplantae; Streptophyta; Magnoliopsida; Poales; Poaceae
Product: peptide chain release factor APG3, chloroplastic
Biological process (GO): plastid translation; translational termination; chloroplast organization
Cellular component (GO): chloroplast
Molecular function (GO): translation release factor activity, codon specific
Source: RefSeq, a predicted model, not a curated record
GUGCUCAAUCAAUUCUAUCCCCAGCUGCUACUGCUCCUCUUCUCAUCGCCACGCUACCUCUCAAUGGAGGCCUUCCUCGCCGGCUUCCGGGCGCCGCGGCCGCGGGUCCCGGCCGUCUCCGCCGCCGCCCGGAGCCUCCCUCCCAACACCUCCUUCUUCUCCGGCGGAAGGCGGCGCAGGAGGCUUCUUUCCUCAUCGGUGGUCUGCAUGGCGGAGCCCUAUCUCAUAGCAAAGUUGGAUUCUGCAGAGAAGGCUUGGAAGGAAAUGUCGGUUAGAUUGGCUGAUCCUGAUAUAGUUUCGGAUCCCAGCGAGUACCAAAAACUUGCACAAUCAGUUGCUGAACUAGAUCAGGUUGUGAGUACGUACAGGCAGUUUAAGGACUGUGAGAAGCAAAUUGAAGAAACAAAAGUUUUGCAAAAAGAGAAUGAAGAUGACCCAGAUAUGGCAGAGAUGAUUGAUUCAGAGAUGGAGUCUCUAUCUAACCAGCUUGAAGAGCUUGAGGAAAAACUGAAGUUACUACUGCUUCCCAAUGAUCCUCUUGAUGCACGCAACAUCUUACUUGAAGUAAGAGCAGGUGCUGGUGGUGAUGAAGCUGGAAUUUGGGCUGGUGACCUUGUGCGUAUGUAUCAAAAAUACUGUGAGCGCAACUCCUGGAAGUUCAAACCAGUUUCCAGCUCAGAAGCAGAAAAGGGUGGGUUCAAGACAUAUGUGAUGGAGGUGAAGGGCAAACAAGUCUACAGUAAACUGAAGUUUGAGUCAGGUGUACACCGUGUUCAGCGCGUUCCUCAGACAGAGACUAUGGGCCGUGUUCACACAUCAACAGCAACUGUAGCUAUUAUGCCAGAGGCUGAUGAAGUUGAUGUGGUUAUCGAUCCGAAAGAUAUUGAACUCAAAACUGCAAGAUCUGGUGGAGCUGGAGGGCAGAAUGUUAACAAGGUGGAAACUGCUGUUGAUCUUAUUCACAAACCUACGGGAAUUCGGAUAUUCUGUACAGAAGAAAGGUCACAACUCCAAAAUAGAGAACGCGCAUUCCAAUUGUUGAGAGCAAAGCUUUACGAGAUAAAAUUACGGGAGCAGCAGGAAUCUAUAAGAAACCAGAGGAAACUGCAGGUUGGAACUGGUGCUCGUUCUGAGAAGAUAAGGACGUACAAUUAUAAGGACAACAGAGUGACAGAUCACCGGUUGAAGAUGAACUUUGAACUCACUGGUUUCCUCAUGGGAGAUAUCGAGUCGGCUGUGCAGUCCUGUUCUUCAAUGGAGCAGAAGGAACUCCUGGAGGAGAUGGCCACAUCUGUGGGCGCAGCGAAGGUAUGAUCAGCGCGAUCGAUCUGUCUGCAGUCCUCCUUCCACCUGAGUACCAGACCAUCAGAUAGAAAUCAUCCAAUGGACAUUGUGUUGAAACGGGUGGUGAUCAAUGGACAAAUGUACAUGAAGAAAUCCGAAGAUACAUAUACAUAUGCUUCCGUUGCUCAUGAGCAUGACUAAUGUCAGAAAACACACUGAUGCAUUUUCAGUUCCUCUUACAGUUACAAAUUUUGAGUAGUUGGAUAUAUGCAAUGUGUACAUCUCAACAGUUGCAUAGCUACAAUAUGCAUUAUGCACAAUUCAACCUGUUAAUAGAUGGGAAUGAAUUAUGGUGAUUUGUCAAUGUGUUCAA